AUAAAAAAAGUAGAAAAAAAUGAACUUUUUAGUUGAGCAAAUAGAAGUUGAAGGUCAAUCAAAAUUUCCAAGUUGAGAAAGGACGACUCCAAUUUCACGGUGCUCUCUCUAGCAACCGAUUGACGUCUGCGGCGGCUGCGGCGGCGGUGGAUUCUCAAUUUUCUGGGUCACAGCAAAAUAUACUAAAGAAAAUUGGCGUGGAAAUGGUUGAGGGGAUAACACUGAAUGAGCUGAAGAAGAGAAAUGCAGAAUCAAAGAGGAAGAUGGGUAGCUUAAGUGAGGUUUUGGAGAGGGAGAAGUCUAGGAAAAUUGUGGUGCUAACUGGUGGGGAGUCGAAAAUUGAUGACAGGAAUCAAGGAAGAAGUGGUGUAGUGGAGGAACUGGAAGGAGGGAGGCCAAAAAGUGCCUGUAGAAAGCAAGGGAUGAGUAAGGUGAUGGAAGAGACAGAAAAGGAACUGACUUUGGCUGAGAUGAAAAUGGAGGCAUUAAAGAAGAAACUGAAAGGGAAGAAGAAAGUUAAGAUUAGAGAGGAGAGAGCAGUGGUCGAAGAGAAGAAGAAGAGGCAGUUAAUGUUGAUUGAGAAUCGGGAUAUGGAGGUAAUGACUGUGGAGGAUUCAGAUUUUUAUGACUUUGAUGAGGAUAGAGUUGAGAGGAGCUUCAAGAAUGGCCAAGUUUGGGCAAUAUAUGACGAUGAUGAUGGGAUGCCUAGGAAUUAUGGGUUGAUAGAGGAGGUUGUCUCAUUGAAUCCAUUCGCGGUGAAAAUGAGCUGGUUGGACUUUCAGAAUAAUGGGGAUGAGAGGCUGAUGUUUUGGGAGAAAAUGGGAUUUCAUAUUUCUUGUGGAAUAUUCGAGGUGGCUAGGCAGGAUACAACAAAUUUAUUGAAUAUCUUCUCACAUUUGGUUGACUGUGAAAGAGCAGCAAGAAAGUUGUACAGGAUAUACCCUACAAAGGGUUCUAUUUGGGCCCUUUACGAUGAAAGAGCCUUGGAUGUAGGAGGGAAAGAAUAUUUGAGUAGGAAUAAGCGAUGUUAUGACAUCGUUGUGUUUCUAACAAGUUACAGUGAAAUGCAUGGAUUAAGUAUGGCGUACCUAGAGAAGGUUAACGGAUACAGAGCAGUGUUUAAGAGGCGAGAGAUUGGGCCUCAUGCUAUUAGAUGGCUUGACAAGGGUGACUUCCGGCUGUUCUCACAUCAGAUUCCUGCUAGAAAGCUUUCUGAAGAGGAGGCUCCUCAUCUUUCAGGCGGUUGUUGGGAGCUUGAUCCUGCUUCACUCCCACCGGAUUUGCUCACAGUUUCCAGUAGAAAAUGAAGUUAUCUUGUGACAAAUGAUAUUGUGGUGUGAAUGGUAGUAUUGGGUUGUAGCCCUAUUUGGCAGUAAUGGAACUUUCUCACCUUAAUGAUACUCAAAUCUCAUUGGAAAAUGGAAAUUUACCUAUAGUUGAAGUUCUUUGCCUUACUUGGCAUCUCAAA
Molecule: messenger RNA, 1468 nt
Organism: Spinacia oleracea (spinach)
Lineage: Eukaryota; Viridiplantae; Streptophyta; Magnoliopsida; Caryophyllales; Amaranthaceae
Product: vacuolar protein sorting-associated protein 25
Exons: 2
Coding region: 204-1307 (367 amino acids)
Biological process (GO): protein transport to vacuole involved in ubiquitin-dependent protein catabolic process via the multivesicular body sorting pathway
Cellular component (GO): ESCRT II complex
Molecular function (GO): structural molecule activity; protein homodimerization activity
Source: RefSeq, a predicted model, not a curated record